Plodia interpunctella (Indianmeal moth) is the source of this 4890-nucleotide messenger RNA. RefSeq names its product protein madd-4-like (gene nolo). Lineage: Eukaryota; Metazoa; Arthropoda; Insecta; Lepidoptera; Pyralidae. The record is from RefSeq and is a predicted model, not a curated record. The transcript is spliced from 30 exons. Gene Ontology annotation, biological process: extracellular matrix organization. Bases 306 to 4175 code for a protein of 1289 amino acids.
UAGAAGGAAGGCUGCGUCGCGCGUGUCACGGAACGCUAUUCGUUUUUCGAGUUUUUGAAGUUGCUAAUUCGGCGGUGGACGAAAUUUUGUUUUUUUUUUUUAAAAUAAUAUUCGGAUUUUUGUGACAGUGUAUUAGUUUUUUUAGUGAUACUAAAUUGAAAGUGAUUUUAAAGUGAUUUGUUUUGAGUGAUUUUGAAAAAAAGGAUUUGUGAAAAGGAUUCUACGUUUUUGGUGUGCGUUUUUGGAUACCACAGUUGAAUUGACGAUAAUGACGUGACUCGGUGGCAUGGGACUGAUCUGAAACGAUGGCACGGGUUUUAUUUCUGCUGGCUGUUAUAUUGAUAUCACAUGUGCUGGCACAUCGCCACGGCCACGAUAUAUCGACCGAGGAGCCGGAGGUAGACCAUCAUGACAACGCCACGCAUCAUGGAAAGGAACACGGCGGCUGGUCACAAUGGUCUGACUGGUCGCUUUGCUCGCGGACCUGUGACGGGGGGGUGUCGCGUCAGCUGAGGAGCUGCUCCUCCCCGGCCGGUUGUAGGGGGGAGCCUGUGCGGUACAAGAUUUGUAAUAUGCAGCCCUGCCGCGGGAACGUCUCCCUUCUCGAAGAAGACAUCUGGCGGGAGCAGCAGUGCGGCGCCCACGACAGCACUCCCUACGGCGGGGAGCUGUUCCAUUGGCGAGCUCACAGAGAUGAUGCUGAACCUUGCGCCUUGACUUGCCGAGGAUCCCCACAGCACUCUGGACAAAGACCUGAACCUACGGUGUCGCUGGAUGAUGACGACAGAGUGGUGGUGGCAGUGCUCGCAGCACGUGUAUCUGACGGCACCAGGUGUCGCUCUGGCAGCUUGGACAUGUGCAUCGAUGGCAGGUGUCAACGCGUCGGCUGUGACCUCCGGGUGGGGUCGACUCUCCGUGUAGACGAGUGCGGUGUUUGUGGAGGGGACGGGUCGUCAUGUUCGCGGCCGAGGUACCACUGGCUCGCGACGCCGGGUUCACUUUGUUCUGCCACGUGUGGAGGUGGCUACAAAAUGUCCUUAGCCGUCUGCCGAGACCGCCUCACAGGCUCAGACGCACCCGAAGAACUGUGCGACGCGUCCAGCAAGCCUCAAGCAUCAGUCGUAAGGUGUAACACGCAUCCUUGUCCUUUCAAAUGGUACGUUGGAGAGUGGUCGUCGUGCAGCGUGUCGUGCGGUGGUGGGGUUCGAACCCGACGCGUACUAUGCGCCAGAUCGGCAAAUGUCACAAAGGCUGAUACUUAUGAACCAGGGUCGAGCCCGGAGCCAGGUUGUGUGUCACCAGCCCCAAGAUCCACUCAGCCUUGUAACCCUCGGGAGUGCCCGUCCUGGAUCGCUGGACCGUGGUCAGGGUGCUCUGUGUCGUGCGGCGAAGGGGUGCAAGUCCGAGGGGUGGAGUGUACUCCAGGAGGAGGGUGCGACCCGGCCAACAGGCCGGAGAUAUCACGACCCUGUUCCACCGGCAUCAGCUGCCCUUCCUUCAGGGAGCCUCAAGAUACUGAGGACGAGAUAGAAGAUCUACUUCCUGGGGUAGUUUACCACACACAACCACUAAUUCAGCCGUACCCUCCACCGGGUCCAAAAACUGAAAGACUAGUGGGAGAACCAGACGUGCCCGUUGAAGCCACCAACUACAAAAUAUUCUUUGCGUGCGGCUGGUUGUAUGUGAGUUACAUCAAAGAUGACGACUGGGGACCAUGCAGCGUGACUUGCGGAGAAGGAUGGAGGAAAAAAGAGGUCCAUUGCAAGAUCUUUCUAGAAUUUAGCAGAACAAUCGCGAAACUCCCCGACAGCAAAUGUAUGGGACCGAAACCCGCAGAAGAAACAGAGAGAUGUGUUAUGGAGCCUUGUUCUAUGGCUUAUGGAACGUCGUUUGGAGAUUCUAGUGCGCCGUCAUAUAGCGGUGCUGAUAGCAGGUCUCUGGUCUACGGGACUUCCAGCAAUAUUCGGGUGGCUCCUGGCUCCCCCGGGAAGUCUUACUCCUGGAAGGAGAAGGGAUACACCAGCUGCAGUGCCUCCUGUCUUAGUGGAGUCCAGGAGCUGAUUAUCCAAUGUGUGAGAGACGAAGAUGGCAAAAAUGCAUCUCCGUACAUGUGCGACCCUCUCACCAAGCCUGAGAAUAGAGUGAGAACUUGCAACGAUCACCCUUGCCCACCCAGAUGGAAUCACACCGAAUUCUCGCAAUGUACUAAGUCCUGUGGGAUCGGGAUUCAAACCCGAGAAGUGUCCUGUAUACACGAGGUGACCCGCGGUGGCACCAACACAGUUGUAGUGCCAAACAGCAUGUGCCCCCAACCCCCUCCCCCGGACCGUCAGUACUGCAAUGUGCUCGACUGCCCCGUGCGCUGGCAGACUGGGGAGUGGAGCAAAUGCUCUAAAACCUGCGGGGGUGGUGUCAAACAGAGACCGGUGGAAUGCAAGCAGAUAAUGGCUCAGUCACACGUGGUGGAACGACCGGCUGGCAUGUGCAGUUCUCCUAAACCUGCGUCCACGAAGAGCUGCAACGCUAGGCCUUGUCUUCUCGACACGUCUUCCCCGGAGAUUUCAUUGGCCAAUUCGUCGUAUAUACAGCAUGAUUUGAAGAAGAAAAAGGUAACUGUAAAAGUGGGAGGGUCAGCCACGAUAUUUCACGGGACACAAGUGAAGAUCAAGUGUCCAGUGAAAGGCUACAACAGGACAAAAAUACAAUGGGCUAAGGACCAUCAGAUUAUUACCAAAUCGAAGAAAUACAAGAUAUCCAAAAAGGGAGCACUUCGUAUAACCUCCCUCUCGCUUCGAGACCACGGGGUUUACACCUGUGUGGCCGGUAGAUCCAGUGCUAAUCUGACGUUACUGGUCAAGCCUAGACCUGGGGAAUUCCCAUCAAGUGAGGAGAUUGAGAGGCACAAGGCUCUGGAUGAGCCAUCUUCGCCCCUUUCUGAUAGCAGAGCCGAUGGGAGGUACCGCGCUAUGAUUGGUGGAUCCGAUGACCAAUCCCACGAACAGAGGCCGGGGGACCAAAGGAAGAACUAUAAACAGAGACAAAAAGGGAAAAUUGAUAAAGUCAGGGACGCCCUCUACGGGAACACGGCGACAACAACCACGAAAGCUCCCCCGAGCUUUAACUCGCAGCUUCCGAGGGACCUGUAUGAUGAGAACGAAGAAACUGCUGUCUCCUCCCAGAUUCUUCCACCAAAGCGCAGCAGUGCCUCAAGACUGCUACCGUGCCUACAUUAUAUAGUAAUGCAAAUCCAGACGUUUUGGAACUUCCAGACCUUUGGCAAUUCUCGAGGCCAGCGAAUGGCGGACCCCAUAAUGAUGUACCAGAAUUACGGUUUCCACCACGUCAUCAACUUGGAAGACAAGCAGAUAGUGUUCCCUGAAGACGAUGAUUCUGAUAUCAUAAUCGUCAACGAAGACUUCAACACUAAUUCCAUUGAAGAAGAACGUGUGAAGUAUGAUGAUAACGUUGAUACUACAACGGAAUUCAGAACUGAGGAGGCUCCAGACGCAGCGGACUAUGCUUGGAUGACGACAGAUUGGUCGCCGUGCACCGCCCCUUGUGCCAGACCUGGCCAUCAGAUACGGGGAGCUGUUUGUCAGCACAAGAAAGACAACUCGACGAAGACAGUGGAGACUGACGAGUGUCUAUCUCGGGGCGUGAAGCCACCAAAAGUGCUCAGGGAAUGUUUCGGAGAUCCGUGUGGCCACUGGAAGACGACGAGGUGGUCGCCAGUCAAGUGUCUCGCCAGUGGAGCUGCAGUCACAAGACGUCGAGUACAAUGUCUUGGCGACAAUGACACGGUGUUACCUGACACGUCUUGCGACCAGAGUACGAGACCUGAGAAUUCCAGGCGGGAGCCUCGUCCGUGCAGGCCGGCUUGGCUGGUCGAACCUUGGAGCAAGUGUGUCGGCCCCUGUGGCGGUCAGGGUCGUCAGCACAGAGCGCUGCGCUGCGUGUGGCGUUACGGCCAGCGCAGGACCAAGGAGCGAAGCGCUGCAGCCGCUUGCGAGGGCUUGAGGAGGCCCGAUGUCAUGAGGCGGUGUGAAAUGAAGUCUUGUGUUACUAAAGAUGGAGUUUGCAGAGACAGGUCAAGAUUUUGCGAAAACGUACGCGCAAUGAACAUGUGUGCGCUCCGACGUUACAAGGAGCAGUGUUGCAAAACUUGCUCAGAUUGAAUAUGGACUCUAACGUACGUUAAUAAAGUUGAAAAUUGAACAAUCAAGUGAUGCAAUUAGGUCGAAAUCUGCUUAAUUUCAGUCAGUCUGUUGUGAAGGGAAAUAUUGUAACCGAGCGUAUCACGUUUAUUUUUAAUUGGUAAUCUGUAUUUAAUUCGUUGAACUUAAUGAGUUUUUAAAAGUUUCCUUUUUUGGCUUUUUCUACACUAAUUAGCAAGCAAUCAGGCAUGCCGCACCUAAUGGAAAGUGGUCACCGCAGCCUAUUGAUGCGACAUUGAUUUAUUAAUAUUUUUAAAAUACAAAAAUAUAAUAUUUCAUUUACUUAAAUGAUUCAAGAACAUUAUAAAUUCCUUGUAGUGUAUUAUGACAUUAGUUAAUAGGAAAUAAUGCAGAGCUCUGAAUGUAUGACAAAGAGUGAAUGAUUUUGUAUGUAAGCACGAAAGAGACGGAUAGCUCUAGUCGGAAAGCACACAAGGAUGUAAAUGGCGUCUCAGACUCAAAUUGAAUGUAAAUUAAUUAAAUUUAAUCACUGAAUUGAUUAACUAUGUAAGUAGGAAACAAAAUAUUUAGUGAAAUGUUUUGUACAAUAUGAUAAUGAUGAAUUUAUUGUACAUACAAAAACAUAUUAAAUCGAGCACAAUAUGCUACGCUUACUUCCCAAUAUAUCGAAACAUGAUAAUUGAAAAAAAAUAUAUAUUGCACCAAAUUAUAUAUA